AUGGCUGCCACAGAGAAUUGCUUUCCACCUGCAACAAUGGAGGAAAAUACAGAUAUUUGUUAUUGUUUUUGGGCGUUUGGGGGAGAAUCGGAGACUACAAGUACAAGCCUACCAUCGCAAACUCAAUAUACUGACUCUAUCUUUGCCAGAGAUAAGUCUGACAUCAGAAGUAGCACUCUUAUUCUCACAAAGCAGAAACCUAAACCUAGAAAGAUUGAAAUCAAGAAAAUAGAGAAUUCAGGCUCCCUAUAUGUCACGUUUUCGAGGCGGAAAGUUGGACUUUUCAGGAAGGCCUCCGCGCUCAGUGCUCUGUAUGGCGCUGAGGUAGCCGUCAUUAUCUUCUCGCCGCAUGGCAAGACGUAUGUCUUCGGCCACCCUUCGGUGGAUUCUGUCCUCUCUCGCCUUGAAAGUACAAACACUCCCUUACAUGGCCGCCAACAAAAUGUGUCUAUGCAUGCAAGGGUCAAGAAUGAGAACGACGUAAAAAGUAGUAUAGUCGAGUUCAAUUCAGUACAGUCUAGCACGAUGUACCAAACGAGACUUGGAAUAGUCACGGAGGAGAUGGAAGUGGACGAGGUGAAUGUUGACAUGGGAGGUGGCAGGUUCUGGUGGGACCAGCCAAUUCACAAUAUGAAUUUGCAGAAACUGAAGCUGUUCAAGAGUUCAUUGGAAGAGUUGAAAGACAAAGUUUGUGCACGUUAUGAUGAUUUGUCAAUGCGUGAACUAGCUUUGACGGAUUAUUUGGGUGUACAUUGA
Molecule: messenger RNA, 756 nt
Organism: Pyrus x bretschneideri (Chinese white pear)
Lineage: Eukaryota; Viridiplantae; Streptophyta; Magnoliopsida; Rosales; Rosaceae
Product: agamous-like MADS-box protein AGL62
Exons: 2
Coding region: 1-756 (251 amino acids)
Biological process (GO): regulation of transcription by RNA polymerase II
Molecular function (GO): protein dimerization activity; DNA-binding transcription factor activity, RNA polymerase II-specific; RNA polymerase II cis-regulatory region sequence-specific DNA binding
Source: RefSeq, a predicted model, not a curated record